This is a messenger RNA of Adineta steineri, 1065 nucleotides long. The record is from the annotation of a GenBank genome assembly. Lineage: Eukaryota; Metazoa; Rotifera; Eurotatoria; Adinetida; Adinetidae.
AUGACUUCAACACUUGAUGAAAAUAUUGCCCUAGUUCUUCACAAAAUUGACGAUCUUCGUUUAGAACCUUUUCCAGUCAGUGAACCAAAGGAUGGAGAGGUAUUAAUUGAAAUGCAAAGUGUUGGCAUCUGUGGUAGUGAUGUACAUUAUUGGAAAUGGGGAGCUAUAGGGGAUUUUAUCGUUCGCGCUCCCAUGGUUCUUGGUCAUGAAAGUUCCGGCAAAGUUAUUAAAGUUGGACCAAAUGUCAAGAAUCUUAAAGAAGGUGAUCGUGUUACAAUUGAACCUGGUGUACCUUGUCGCCGAUGUGAUUUUUGUAAAACUGGUCGUUAUAAUCUUUGUCCUGAUGUUGUUUUUCUUGCAACACCACCUGUUCAUGGAAGCAUUGCACGUUAUCAUACUCAUGCUGCUGAUUUUUGUUUCAAAUUACCAGAUCAUGUUAGCUAUGAAGAAGGUGCAUUUUGUGAACCAUUAAGUGUUGGUGUACAUGCAUGUCGUCGAGCUGGUGUUACAAUUGGAUCAAAAGUAUUGAUUACUGGAGCUGGACCCAUCGGUCUUGUCAGUAUGCUGGCAGCCAAAGCAAUGGGUGCUGAUACAGUUAUUAUGACUGAUAUUAGUCAAUCUCGACUUGAUUUUGCAAAAAAGAUUGGAGCUAGUCAUGUUAUUCUUGCUGAUAAAGAUGCACAAAAAACAGCUCAAAUUGUUAUUGAAACACUUGGAUGUAUGCCAGAUAUUUCAAUUGAAUGUUCAGGUGCUGAAUCAUCCAUUCAAACAACAUUCUAUGGCACAAUAUCCGGUGGUGUUGUAGUUCUUGUCGGUCUUGGACGUCCACUAGCAUCAUUACCUAUUGUAAAUGCUGCUGUUCGUGAAAUUGAUAUUCGUGGUGUGUUUCGUUAUGCAAAUUGUUAUCCAGCUGCAUUAAGUUUAAUUGCAUCUGGUCGAAUUGAUGUUAAACCAUUGAUUACACAUCGAUUUAAAAUUAAUGAAUCUGUUCAAGCUUUUGAAAUGGCUGAAAGUGGACAAGCCAUUAAAGUAAUGAUCCAAUGUGGAAAUGAAGUUCAACAUUAG